AGCAUAUCAAAGUAGAAAACGCAAAAAACGAAGCGCAGCGGCAUAAAAUUGUAUUGUUAGCAAAAGAAGCGAGAAAAAAGAAAAUUAUUGCAAAGUCUUGACAAAAUUGUAAAAUAAAUCUCAAAAAGAUAAAAUAAAUAGAAAGUAAUAUAAAAUAAACAUAUUUAAACACAAUGCCUAUACAGUUGGAUAAAAUUUUAGGCGAUAUAGCCAAUGAAAAAGUAUUGCAUCCCAACUAUCAGGGCGCCACAAAAAAAGAAAUUGAUGACGCCUGGACUAGAGUGGGAAAAAACAGUAAUUUAUCUGUGCAUGAAUCUCGUUCCAUAUUCAAAGUGUUGCAGAAAAAGUAUGAACAAGAGAAAUUGAAAGAUUCCUCGGCCUGGAAGUUGUUUGGUCUAAUGGAUCAAAUACACAAAAAAGUAGAGCCGAAAGUUGAUGAAAAAGAAGAUGAGCCCAAUGCACCGAUGGAAGAAGACGAGGAGUACGAAAUGCUGGAGGUGCAAGAAGAUGAAGAUAAUGGACAAGCGGGUCAUUCAGGUGAGUCUGCCUCAGAAGGUGAAAGUCCAGCAAAAUCAAAUUGUUCUACUGCAUCGCCAGAAAAAGAAGAUAAACCUGUUGCAAAAACCCUUAACCGUCAGCAGACUACUCCUACCAGUAAUGCUCAUCAUCAGCAGCAAGCCGAUAAAACGCCCUCCACAAAAUUGUUGAAUACUUUAGCAGCUGCUGCCAAUACCCCUAAAAGUAAUACGAAUAUGGCUACGCCACAGACACCCUCAGCCACUGCAGCUGCCUUGCAAAAGAAAGGCAUCACCAUGAAAAAGACAACAGGCAAUCAACAGGGUCGUUCAUUAAUAAAUCAAAAUCUUAAACAACAACAAGCUAAAAUAACUGGACGUACCGCUGCUAAUGCUGGUGCCAUGCAUGGUUUAGAAGUUGGAAAAACUAUACAAUUGCCCGAUUCAUUGAAACGUAAAUUAUCAGAAGACCAACCUUCGACACCACAAACAAAGAGAGCAAAUCAACAGAGUACACCACAAUCAUCGUCGAACAGUGCUUCACCUUCAGCUAAAUCAGCUUCGCCACACCGACAACAGCACACCACCACAGCUCAACUUUUGCAACUUAAACAAGAUCGCAAUGAUCAGCAGCAAUCUACAAAUGUCACAAAUGCCACCAACACCUCGGGCAUUAAUCUUAUCACCAUACCAGCUAAUCCCACGGCUACCGGCCUAGUUAAUGGUCUCAUUUCCUCGGGUGGAGGUGGCCCCUCAUCAUCAACCGCUGCCACAGUAGCUUCGACUGCUUCUACUAAUGGGUUUUCACCUCGUAUUGAAGAGAUAGAUUUUCGCAAUGAUAUUAUAUUUGAUGCCAAUAGUGGUGUCAACGGCACUGCCCUAGCUGGCAAGGUUGCCAAUUCUUCAGAGAUAAUCAAUCUGGGCAAUUUCGAUAAUUCUUUGCCGCCCACAUUCUUUAAAAAUCUUUGCAAUUCUUCACGUCAUGAAGCUUUGGGUUUGUAUGUUGCAAACGUAAUGAAUCGUUUACGCCCUCGUUCGGCGGCCAAAUUAGAAGUUGGUAUUCUAAGAGCUAUUUUAGAUAUACAGAGCGAAGAAUUGGAACAGUAGUUUGCUUCUUAAGAGUAACCCUAGUAAUAGUUCAGUAAUUAUACGAAACAUUUUAAAAACUUGCAACAACACUUUAUCCGUAUUAGUUUUCUAUUCAACAAAAUUUUGUCCGCUUUUUUUAUUUUUGUGUUUAUGUUUUAAUACUUAUAAUUCCAUUUUAUUUAAAUUAUUUUCAAAAGUUAAUUAACCUUAUAACGGUAAAAAUUAAUAAAAAAAAACAAAAAAGUUAUACAAAACCAUUUAGUUAUUAAGCUAAAAGUUUUUUUUUAAUAAAAAUUUUUCUGACUUGAUUGGAUUUCAAUGAUUAA
Lucilia sericata (common green bottle fly) is the source of this 1930-nucleotide messenger RNA. RefSeq names its product induced during hyphae development protein 1 (gene Map60). Bases 174 to 1622 code for a protein of 482 amino acids. The record is from RefSeq and is a predicted model, not a curated record. The transcript is spliced from 4 exons. Lineage: Eukaryota; Metazoa; Arthropoda; Insecta; Diptera; Calliphoridae.